This is a messenger RNA of Achroia grisella, 1245 nucleotides long. RefSeq names its product elongation factor Ts, mitochondrial (gene mEFTs). The record is from RefSeq and is a predicted model, not a curated record. Gene Ontology annotation, biological process: mitochondrial translational elongation. NCBI's taxonomy places the organism in Eukaryota, Metazoa, Arthropoda, Insecta, Lepidoptera, Pyralidae. Gene Ontology annotation, molecular function: translation elongation factor activity; protein binding. Gene Ontology annotation, cellular component: mitochondrial matrix. Bases 217 to 1170 code for a protein of 317 amino acids. The transcript has 5 exons.
AGCAGACGGCUCAAAUUUAGCUCGCUCGUAUAAUCGACUUUUAAUUUGACUACUUAUGUCUAGACUUAAUAACCUUCAUUUGAAAUAAUUUAACUAUUACGAAGUCAAACGGUGCAAAAAAUAAAAAUAUUUCGAGUAAUAGUCAAACUAUAGCCAAUAAUUAUUUCUUACCUGUUACAACGAUUACAAUAAAUAUUAGAGGUUAUAAAAUUGAAAAUGAAACAGAAACUCGAUUGUUACUCCAAGAUGAUAUUACAAUUGGUGAGGAGAUUACAUGUUAGCCCUGUUUGCUGGAAGAGUGAAUCUUCUCUAUUGGCAAAGCUCCGGAAAAAGACAGGCUACACAAUUGCCAAUUGCAAAAAAGCCCUAGAAAUGCAUAACAAUGAUUCUGACAAGGCGGAGGCAUGGCUGAAUGAGCAAGCACAAGCAAUGGGAUGGGCGAAGGCUACUAAACUAGCCGGUAGAACAGCACUACAAGGUCUUGUUGCGGUAAAAUUUGAUGCCAAUCAUGGAGCCCUUGUUGAACUUAACUGUGAGACAGAUUUUGUUGCAAAAAAUGACAAGUUUCAUAAGAUGAUAGAAGAUGCCACUCUUGCUUGUUUUAAGUUUGCACAUACUAGUUUGCAAUCGAAAGGACCUAUUACAAAGAUGGAAUUGGAUAGUGAGCAGUUGGGAAACCUCUCUGUAGAAGGCAAGAAACUUUCUGAAAUAUUAGCCUUAUUCAUUGGUACUGUUGGUGAAAAUGCAGUCCUGAGAAGAGCGGAGUGUUGGAAAGCAAACAAUAAAGAAGUGAAGAUUGCCGGCUACACACAUCCAGCUCCUGCCAAAUCUGAGGACUAUUCUGCUGGCAAAUAUGGAGCUUUACUGGCAUACAAGCAAUCCGGUGAUUAUGAAGAUAUUGGUCGACAACUUUGUCAGCAUGUAGUAGGAUGUGCCCCUAAGAAAAUUGGCAAUAAGGAUAGUGACAAACCGAACAAAAACUCUGAUGAUGAAAUAUGCCUUAUAUACCAAGAAUAUUUGUUAGAUCCAUCUUACACAGUAGAUGAGAUCCUGGAGCAAAAUAAAGUUGAACUAAUAGAUUACGUAAGAUUCUCAUGUGGAGAAGCUGUGGAAAACAAUAUGCUUGGUGUGGAAAAACAGCCAUUAGAUACAGUUCAAACUUUACAGUAAAAGUAGAAACAUACAAUACUCUGUCUUGACAUUACCUUCAAAAUCAACUUCUAGUAGAUAUAAAAAUAUUUAUUU